CCUUACGUGACGAUGUCUGAGAUUGCUUUACUGUUUGUUACGCUAUAAUUUAAAAUAUCAUGCCCCGAUUCUAGAAGAAAUAUCCAGAAGAUAUCAAGAAUCACGUAAAGGAUGUUUUCCUUCAGACAAUUACUUCCUUUGCGUCAUGCAGUCAGGGGUGUGAGAAGGUGCGCCCAAGGAUUUCCUCACCUUGAGAAAUGGCAGCAGCAUAUUCAACCCAAUAUCAUUUCGUGUUCUAUAUCUACAGAGGUUGAUAAAAGUAGUUCUGAUAAAAUCAAGGCUUCAGAAUCGUUUAAAAAAGAAUCCAUCAAAAAAGAGGAAACUGACAGCGUUCCUGCAACAUUGGAUGGAAACACAUCAACUUCAUCCCAUGAAUUUGAGGGAGAUCCCACAUUCCUGUGCAUUUUACAUGUACUUGAAAGUAACAAAACAGGAGGAAAAGCUGAAGCAACUGAAUUAUAUGACACAAUUUUAGAGGCACAUAAGACAGAAGAUAAACACAAACAUCUUGAAGUUUUCCUUAACAUUCUGAAAGGUCUCAACUUGAAAGGAGGAGCCAGUAGUUCUAAGCAAGUACAGAUUCUGCUUUAUUGUAAGGAAAUCAAAGGGCUGUUUGCUAGCAUCCUAAAUGCUUUUACAAUUUACACUGAACAUGAAUUGCUGAACAUUCUAGCCUUAAAUAGGAAAUUUCGAUUUUUAAGUUUUAGUCAGGAAAAAGCUGUGUGGGAAAAUAUACUUAAUCAUUUAAACAAACUCAGUAUUUUAACUUCAGUUGGAUUGUAUGAUAUGUCCAAAAAAAGCAAAGCAUGUCCUGAUGCUAGGGAAAAGAUUAUCAGGAACAUUUCGAGGCGGUGGAUGGAGGUCGAGAAGGGUGCCGAAAUCAUAUCGUUGAUGAAUAUAAUGUUACAAGAAAGUAAGAGGACAUCAGACACUUCAAUGCUUGACAAUCUGGAGGAGAAAGCUCUACAAAAAGUGCAAACAUUUAGUUUGGAUGAAAACAUCAAAACCUUGCAGACCUUGUCCAAAGGCCAAAGAAGAAACUUACCUCUAAUAAAAUCCCUGGCCUACUGCAUUAAAGAGAAAAUGACCGACACUGUUUCCCUCAGUUCAUUGGCAUCUGUCAUGACAAGUCUAAGUGUUCUGAACAUUCAGGACUCUACCAUGCUAGGGCUUUUGUCAGACAGAGUUUCUAAGGUGUCAUGGGAGUUGAGAGAUGAUUGGACAGUACAGAAUUUAAAGGACCUCUCCUCUGUCCUCAUGUCCUGUGCACACCUGAGGUGGUUGAAGCCUCCUCUGGACAAAACCUUUUUGUCACAAUUCCCCAAAUUUCAAGAACAUUUGUCCCCAAGUCAGCUAUGUCAUGCAAUAUAUAGCAUGAGUAAACUUCAGUGUUUCACAGGCCAAGAAAAAGAUGUGAUAAUGCAAAUGGUGGAACAGUUGAGAACAACAAGCAUAAUAGAAGAAAAUCCCAAGCUGUGGCUCAAUAUGGUACUGGCGCUAGGCUGGAGUGACUUCUCUGACGAAGGCCUUCUGUCUACAGUGCUUCAGCAGAAUUUUGUAAAUAUCAUACAAGAGAAUUUCCCAGCGAUGGUGCCAAGCAUUAGGCAGUUGGAAUACGAGGCUAACAUAGCAUUUCCUAAUUUCCAGUUUCCAAAGCCUAAUCUAAGAAAUCUUAAACCACUGAAGACCUCCAAGCCUGAUUCUACUGUAGAAGGUGUGAUAGAAAUGGCUCAUAUUCUGGACCGGAACAUGGAGGAUGAUGUUCAGACAAACAUUCUUACUCCUCAGGGACAUGAAAUUGAUGUGUUGUUGCUGGUUGACAACAAUGGGAAAGUAAUUCCAUUCUCAAGUACUCAAGGAUCCAGUGUUCAGAAGGUUGCCAUCAAAGUUCUAAGAUACCAAAAUACAAUUAAACCUAUAAUGAAGCCCACCGGAGAUGUCAGCAUGUGUUUACGACAUCUCAAGUCUCUAGGAUACAAAGUGGUGGUGAUACCAUACAAUUCGUGGGCAACUAACCCAGGCAACUCUGCCAAAUUAAUGUAUCUGGAAAGAGUCAUUUCAGACAGUAUGAAACAAUAAUUUAAAGACUAUAUUUGUAAUUUAAUUUUGUUGAGAAUAAAUUAUCUUAAUUUU
Messenger RNA from Saccostrea cuccullata (small rock oyster), 2133 nucleotides. RefSeq names its product FAST kinase domain-containing protein 4-like. The transcript has 7 exons. Lineage: Eukaryota; Metazoa; Mollusca; Bivalvia; Ostreida; Ostreidae. Bases 112 to 2079 code for a protein of 655 amino acids. The record is from RefSeq and is a predicted model, not a curated record.